Messenger RNA from Astyanax mexicanus (Mexican tetra), 2547 nucleotides. RefSeq lists its product as uncharacterized. The coding region runs from base 492 to 2453 and encodes 653 amino acids. The transcript is spliced from 2 exons. NCBI's taxonomy places the organism in Eukaryota, Metazoa, Chordata, Actinopteri, Characiformes, Acestrorhamphidae. The record is from RefSeq and is a predicted model, not a curated record.
GCUCUGUUACCAUUCACUAUUAGCCUGGAGAUAAAUCUGUGGUUUUGGAAUAUGAGUUUAUUGUUUAUGGAUUUAAUAUUUUAUGUAGUUUCCUCAAUCAGAGUGAGCCUGUAACUCAUGACGGAUAUUUCAUUUUUCACUUUAUGGAAAAUCUAACUAUAAAGAAAAACUACCAGAACAAAAUUAACAACUUCAAGAAUAUUCAUAUAUUUAAUAAUCUGAUAGCAAUUUCAGGUGAAUUAUGGGAGUUGUAGUGAGGGCUGAAAGUGGAUGCUGGUGAAUUAUGGCAGUUGUAGUGAGGGUCUGAUAAUAGUGGGUGCAGGUGAAUUAUGGGAGUUGUAGUGAGGGCUGAUAGUGGGUGCAGGUGAAUUAUCGGAGUUAAUUCGCCCACCCAAGAUGGCGGCGCGUUAACACGCAGCGGCCGCUCCGGGUCCGUUAAAUUGUGCUUUUGUGUUACUAUUUGUCAUUUUUUCCGUUUAUUUCCUGCAAAUAUGUGCAUCGGAACACCCGUGCACAUGUUCUACCACCGCCAGACCCUGCUACAGUGGAGAAAUCAGCCAGAAAACACGCUACCGGACGAGGUUCUGCAGACGCUACUUGAGCUUAGCCGGCUAAGAGACCCAGGCCGCCAGCCCGCGGUGUUUCCUGACGCCGGAGCCCAGCGGAAGUGCCAUCACAAGCGGUGCGAGUGUAAGCGGAAGCGCGGAAAGAGAGCCGGGAUCCGCGCGAGGCUAAAGGCUAGUCCUAGCCAGCCGGCUAUACCAUCGCUCUUUCUUGCAAACGUCUGUUCCCUUGACAAUAAACUGGACUACAUCCGACUCCAGCAAACAACCCAGCGUGAGUUCAGAGACUGCUGUGCUUUGGUUUUUGUGGAAUCGUGGCUGAACGACAACAUUCCGGACAGCGCCAUUCAGCUAGCCGGGCUAACCGCGUUCAGAGCGGAUAGGAGCGCGGCUCUAUCCGGGAAGACCCACGGUGGAGGCGUGUGUGUUUACAUCAACACGGAAUGGUGUAACAACGCUGUGACUGUCGCCAAACACUGCUCUCCGCUGGUGGAGUUCCUGAUAGUCAAGUGCAGACCUUUUUAUUUAGUACGGGAGUUCUCCGCCGUGCUAAUAGCUGCUGUCUACAUCCCACCCAGCGCUAGCAUUGGUGCUAAUGCUAAAGAGGCUCUGUGUGAACUCUAUCGGUCUAUCAGCGAUCUGCAGAACAAACACCCAGACGGACUGUUUAUUAUCGCCGGAGAUUUCAACCACGCAAAUCUCAAGUCAGUGCUCCCUAAAUUCCAUCAACAUGUGGACUUUGCAACGAGAGGAGCGAGCGCGCUGGAUCUUGUUUACACAAACAUCCCCAGCGCGUACCGGGCGGAGCCCCGCCCCCACCUCGCUUUCUCGGACCACAUGUGUGUUUGGCUGACUCCAACAUACACACCACUCAUCAGACGCUCCAGACCAGUUCAGAAGCAGGUCAAAACCUGGCCGGCAGGCUCCAUCUCUGCCCUUCAGGACUCUUUUGAGUGCACUGCAUGGGACAUGUUUAGGGAGGCUGCUACUGAAGGCGAUUCUGUUGAUUUGGAGGAGUAUGCAGCAUCAGUCACUGGCUACAUCAGCAAGUGUAUUGAUGAUGUCACUGUCUCCAAGACCAUCACUACACGCCCAAACCAGAAGCCUUGGAUGACUACUGAGGUACGUGCGCUGCUGAGGACCCGCGACUCCGCCUUCAGAGUGGGUGACAAGGUGGCCCUGAGGAAAGCGAGAGCCGACCUGUCAAGAGCCAUCAGAGAGGCAAAGCGCACACAUGCCCAGAGAAUCCACAGCCACUUCAAGGACACGGGUGACGCGCGGCGUAUGUGGCAGGGCAUCCAGGCAAUCACCAACUACAGGACAAUGCCACCGUCCUGUGAACGUGAUGCCUCCCUCCCUGAUGCCCUGAACAACUUUUAUGCACGGUUUGAGGCACAAAACAACACGAUGGUGAGAAAGACCAUGCCCAAGCCGGAUGAGCAGGUGUUGUGCCUGACUGCAGUGGAUGUGAGGAACACUCUGCGCAGAGUCAACCCACGAAAAGCUGCAGGACCAGACAACAUCCCCGGCAGAGUGCUCAGGGAGUGCGCAGACCAGCUGACAGAUGUUCUCACGGACAUCUUCAACAUCUCCCUGUGCAGCGCCACUGUCCCAAUGUGCCUCAAGUCCACCACCAUCGCUCCCGUGCCGAAGAAGUCCACAGUGUCCUGCCUCAAUGACUACCGUCCCGUUGCACUUACACCCAUCAUCAUGAAGUGCUUCGAGAGGCUAGUCAUGAGGAACAUCAAGACACGACUGCCCUCUUCACUGGACCCCCUGCAGUUUGCGUAUCGUCCCAAUCGCUCCACGGACGAUGCCAUCACCACCACCCUUCAUCUCUCCCUCACCCACCUGGAGAAGAAGGACACUUACGUCAGAAUGCUGUUAUAGACUUCAGUUCAGCAUUCAACACCAUCAUCCCACAGAACCUCAUCAGGAAGCUAAGCUCGCUAGGCCUCAACAACCCCCUCUGCAACUGGAUCCU